ACAGAAUAGAAAGAAAACAUAGACAACUAAACUAAGAUAAGUUUGUCUAUGAAAGAAAAUAAUAAGUAUUUUGAAUUUGAAAAGAGAUACAUUUGUAACCAAAAAAUUAUUACAUCAAAUGAUGAGUAAUGAAGACGAAAAUCUGUGUUUCCUUUUAGUAGAGAAUAAAUUAAAGUCUUUAGAUGAUAUCACCGAAAAGUUUUCUUUACAGCAAAAACAGGAGAAAAAAUUGAACUUGAAAACUAAUAUUAAGUCUAUUGAUUUCAAGAAUUAUUUGAAAGAGACAUGUAUGAACAAUGAAAUCAGUUGUGCUCAAAGUAAGAAAGCAAUAUACAAUGAUUAUCAUGAAUUUGCUAAGUGUGUUCAGGGACAAAAAUGUCAUGGAGUUUCUUCCAUGAAGAAAAUUCCAACAAAAAUAGAGAGAGUGAUAAACUAUGGGGAAAGUCAUGUUGCAAAUAAUAAAUCUUGCUCUGGUUUUAUAACAGCCUCAGAGGAAUUGAAUGCUCAAAACAUUAAAAAAUACGGCUCACAAAAAAAUAUAUCAUGUUCUACUAGUUCCUCCUCUAUCAAUGUGCAAAGAAAAAAGUUAGGAACUCGAGGUAUUAGUAGGAAGUUCGUACCACCUCUUAUGAAAAAUGGUGAUGACAUUGAUCAAACGAAGAGAGAAUGUUCAACUGUUUACCCAGACGAAAAAAUGAAGAAUAUAGAUCCAAAAAUGAUAGAAUUAAUCAAAUCUGAGAUCAUGGAUAAUGGGUCCCCAAUACAUUGGGAAGAUAUAGCAGGUUUGCAGUUUGCCAAAUCUGCAAUACAAGAAGCUGUAAUCUGGCCAAUGUUACGACCUGAUAUUUUCACCGGUUUAAGGAGACCACCUAAAGGAAUACUGCUUUUUGGCCCUCCAGGAACUGGAAAAACUCUAAUUGGGAAAUGUAUAGCAUCUCAAAGUCAAUCCACAUUCUUUAGUAUAAGUGCCUCUUCAUUAACUUCAAAAUGGAUUGGUGAUGGAGAAAAAAUGGUUAGAGCCUUGUUUGCUGUAGCUAGAUGUCAUCAACCAUCUGUAAUAUUUAUAGAUGAAAUUGAUUCACUUCUCUCUCAAAGAAGUGACACUGAACAUGAAAGUUCACGUAGAAUAAAGACAGAAUUUCUCAUUCAAUUAGAUGGUGCCACAACUGAUAAUGAAGAAAGACUACUUCUAGUAGGCGCUACCAAUAGACCUCAAGAACUCGAUGAAGCAGCUAGAAGAAGAUUUGUUAAGAGGCUGUACAUACCUCUUCCAGAAUAUGAGGCGAGAUUGGAACUUUUCAAGAAAUUGAUCUCUGGAGAAAAUCACCAAUUGAGUGAAAAAAACUUUGAAGAGGUUGCUAAAUUGUCCGAAGGCUACUCAGGUGCUGAUAUCAGAAGUUUAUGUUCAGAGGCCUCUUUAGGUCCAAUAAGAUCAAUUAACAUGAAUUUAAUCGAAAAAAUACAACCAGAAGAGGUGCGUCCUUUAGUGAUGGAAGAUUUCGAAAAAGCAUUUCUAAGAGUCAAGUCUAGUGUUUCCACAAAGGAUUUGGAUCAAUUAAUGGAUUGGAAUAGGAUAUUUGGUUCAGGGUUGUGAAUUUAUAUUAUAUUAUUUAUUAUAUAUCAGUAUUAUAUUUUUAAGAAGAAAUUAUUAGUAUUCAGAACUCACAAAUGGUUUGAACUCAAAAUAAAUUUGCUAUAUAAUGUGA
Harmonia axyridis is the source of this 1706-nucleotide messenger RNA. RefSeq names its product fidgetin-like protein 1. NCBI's taxonomy places the organism in Eukaryota, Metazoa, Arthropoda, Insecta, Coleoptera, Coccinellidae. The record is from RefSeq and is a predicted model, not a curated record. The transcript is spliced from 5 exons. Gene Ontology annotation, molecular function: ATP binding; microtubule severing ATPase activity; ATP hydrolysis activity. Bases 119 to 1594 code for a protein of 491 amino acids.